AUUUAUAUCCCGUUCUCUCUCUCUUUUUCUCUCUCUCUUCGCCGUCUCUAUCACCCCCUUAUUCUAUCAGUAGUACUCUCUCUCUCUCUCUCUCUCUCUCUCUCUAAAAACUCAGUCCUCGAAUUGUCUGCUUCUCAAAGCUAGGGUUUUGUUUGGAGCCCUAGACUUGUUGAUUCGAUGAUGGACUGAACUCUCUGCCCCUAAUCCCCCCCAAUCACCAUUGUGGAGGCUUCUUAGCCCUUCAAUGUCUCUCGUCGAGACCUCGAUCGAUUGCGUCCAUCAACGCCUCGAUCGCCUCCCUUCCAAACGCAAACUCGACGAUUAUGCCCCCUCCGAUUCCGACACCGAUUCCGACUUCUCAUCGGACUUAGUCUCCGUCAGGAUGAGGAAAGACGAACCCAAUUCCGCCGCCGCCGCUGUCGUUUCCACCUUCUCCACCAAUCAGAUCUCUCCACCGCUUGAAACUAGGGUUUCCGAUGCUCGAUCGGCUUCUUGCUCUUCUUUGUCCCAUUUCCUUUCAAUUCGAUCACUCUCCAGUCUUCAAUUCUUCGUCAGAACCUUCUCUCAAGGUAAUAAUACCCUAGUUAUUCACGCGAAUUCUGAGGAUACUGUGAAAUCCAUACACGAUCGCAUCGAGGAGAUUACGGGGAUUCCCGUGAUCGAACAGAGGUUGAUUUAUCGGGGGAAGCAGCUUCAGUGGGAACAAUCUUUAGCUGAGUGUUCGAUUCAGAACGAUGCUGGGCUUCAAUUGGUGGGUCGUAUGCGAAGUACCCCUCAUCCCAAAGCUUGGCAAGUGAUGGAUGAGAUGGUUUCUUUGAUUUUUCGGCUUUGUAAAGGCGAAAACACGCCUUCUGCCAAGUCCGUCAAGUCGAGGCUAUCGGAGUUCUUGACCAUGACGCCGAGGAACGACAAUGAAGCUGCUUAUGGCCAUCUUCAGAUAUUUUUAUCUUCUUGCGCUCCAGCGGCUUUGGUUAUGCUCUACAUGUCGCCCUAUAAAGGUAACAAGGAGUGUGGUGAUGAAUCGAUUCGGCAAUUUGUUAAUUCUAGUCGAAAUGUGUUGCCAAAAGCUAUACACGCUCUGUGUGCACCUAUAGUGUUAGAAUUUUGCAAGUUGCUUGGUAGAGCUGCUCAUGAUGACCCUUUGUAUUCAUUGUGUAGAAGUAGUCUUGGGUCAAUGGUGGAAUAUAUUGGCACUGGGUUGGGUUCGAAAAGCAGUGAUAAUAGUAAGGCAUUGAUUGUAGUUCAAGAGGUUUUUCAAUUUGUUAGAGAGCUUGCAGCUAGGUUGUCUAAUGAUCUAGUGUUGAGUAUCGAAUCGCCAACGAAUGUGGGGCCAUUGUCGAGUGAUGUCCGUGAUUUCACGGCGUUCUUGCACCCCCUACGAACUGCAAUUAUGGAGCAAGUGGGUUUUGGGGGUCCAAUCUCAAUGCCAUUUUCUGAGGGUGAUCAUAAUCUUCCCUUUUACGAUGAAGAGAUUAAGUUUCUUUAUGGUAUUUUUACUGAUUUAUUGGGAAAAAUGGAACAGUGUCUUCAGAAAAUGGAGGAGUGCUUGGCUACGAAAGAGAAAAGGGAAGGUGAACAACUUCCUCAAGGAUGGGACCAGUAUCUUGCUAUUUUGAAGGAAUUGAAUAUUAUCUCUAAACUUUAUCAAGGUGCUGAAGAACAAUUCUUGACAAAAUUGAGGCAGCGAAAGGUUUCUGUUUGUUAUCUUAUCAUCAGAUACGCGAAGCGGAGUGACGAUCAUAAAUGGCUUCUUGAGCACAAGGAUGUGACAGAUUUUGAAUCUAGGAGGCAUCUGGCGAUGAUGAUGCUUCAUGAAGUGAAGGAUGAGUAUGAGGAGCUUCAUGAGAUGCUCAUUGACAGGUCACAGUUGUUGUCAGAAUCGUUCCAGUACAUUGCACGUGCAGAACCUGAGGCAUUGCGUGCUGGUUUAUUUAUGGAGUUUAAAAAUGAGGAAGCUACAGGACCUGGUGUAUUGCGGGAGUGGUUCUUUAUGGUAUGCCAGGCAAUUUUCAAUCCACAGAACGCCCUUUAUGUAGCUUGCCCAAAUGAUCGUAGAAGAUUUUUCCCGAAUCCUGUGUCCAAGGUAGAUCCUUUGCACCUUGAAUAUUUUAGCUUCUCUGGCAGGGUAAUUGCCCUAGCCUUGAUGCAUAAGGUGCAAGUUGGCAUUGUCUUUGAUCGUGUGUUUUUCUUGCAAUUGGCUGGAAAGGAUGUUUCUUUGGAAGAUAUUCAGGAUGCAGAUCCAUGCUUGUACAACAGUUGCAAGAAAAUCUUGGAAAUGGAUGCUGAGAUGGUGGAUUCAGAUGCACUGGGUCUAACAUUUGUGCGAGAAGUAGAAGAGUUAGGAUCCAGGAAAAUUGUGGAGCUUUGCGAUGGUGGUAAAAGCAUUUCUGUGAAUAGUAGGAAUAGGGAGGAGUAUGUUGAUCUUCUUAUUCGGCAUCAUUUUGUCACAUCUAUCUCUGAGCAGGUAACCCAUUUUGCUAAAGGGUUUUCUGAUAUGCUUUGCCAACCAUUGCUCCAUAAGUUCUUUUUCCGAAGUUUGGAGCUCGAAGAUCUUGAUUGGAUGCUGCAUGGGAGUGAAAGUGCUAUUUCAGUGGAGGACUGGAAGGCACAUACUGAAUAUAAUGGGUACAGAGAAACUGAUCCACAGGUACUCUGGUUCUGGAAGAUUGUUGAGGAAAUGUCAGCAGAGCAGAAAAAGGUUCUCCUCUUUUUUUGGACUUCAUUAAAAUAUCUACCUGUGGAGGGUUUUGGCGGUUUGGCUUCUCGGCUACACAUCUACAAGUCUUCGGAGUCCCAUGAUCGCCUUCCUUCGUCCCACACAUGCUUCUACCGACUGUGUUUCCCACCUUACCCAUCUAAGGAUAUUAUGCAAGAUCGUCUUCGCAUUAUAACCCAGGAACAUGUCGGCUGCAGCUUUGGCACAUGGUGAAAUAUCGACAGCAUCAACAAUUUUGGACAGAAAAGGAACUUUCUUAUGAUUGCACAUAAAAAGAUUUGUAUCCAGCUUUGUACAUAUUAUAUAUAGGGUAAUGUUAGCUGUUUUGCUAUUUAUAACUAUGUAAGAAGCUGCUGUCUCUCUAUUGUGUUUCUACAAUGAAAGUUUGUAAUUUCUUUUUCUUUUUUCUUUUUUACCUUCUUCUCAAACUGUUUAUAUAGGUACAAUUUAAAUAAGGAAACAAGGAAGAUAAUUCCCUCAACUUCUAUUGUAACAUCUAUGCUUCCUUUCUAUGCAUGAAGUUUGUUGAAAUUAUCCC
Messenger RNA from Camellia sinensis, 3254 nucleotides. It is a transcript of the gene UPL5, whose product is annotated as ubiquitin protein ligase 5. Gene Ontology annotation, cellular component: cytoplasm. Gene Ontology annotation, biological process: protein polyubiquitination; ubiquitin-dependent protein catabolic process. The record is from RefSeq and is a predicted model, not a curated record. NCBI's taxonomy places the organism in Eukaryota, Viridiplantae, Streptophyta, Magnoliopsida, Ericales, Theaceae. Gene Ontology annotation, molecular function: ubiquitin protein ligase activity; protein binding.